AUGAUUGUUAGAAGAACACUCCAUACAUCCGUAGCCCGGUUGGGUUUUAACCUACGCAAUUUACGAAAGGGAAAAGAGUCCGAGGCUGAGAAGACACACCUCCAACAUGAGCAUCAUGAUCAUGAGCACUCACAUCACAAACACUCGCCGCUACUAAUUCAACCAAAUUAUCCAGUGCGUACGAGAUUUGCGCCCUCUCCAACAGGGUACCUGCACCUUGGGUCUCUUAGAACUGCAUUAUACAAUUACCUCCUAGCCAAAUCCACUGGUGGUCAGUUUCUUCUGCGAUUAGAAGACACCGACCAGAAUCGACUAAUCCAAGGUGCUGAGCAAAACAUAUAUGACACCUUGCAGUGGCUAAAUAUGUGCAUAGAUGAAGGACCAACUCAUCCAGGUCCCCAUUCUCCUUAUAGACAGAGCGAGCGUUCUCAUAUUUAUGAGAAGUACUCCAACGAGUUGUUGUCUAAAGGGCUGGCUUACCGUUGUUUCUGUUCGAAGGAAAGACUCGAUGGCCUGAGAGACUCGGCUAGACUAUUGAAACCGCCAACAACAGUUUCUUACGACAGACAUUGCUUCAAUGAGAUUUCACGUGAAGAAAGUGAUGAACGGGCACAAAACGGCGAGCCUUUCACCGUUAGAUUCAAAGCACCAGAGACAUACCCAGAGUUCACAGAUUUAUUGCAUGGAACAAUCAAUCUGCAACCGCAAAUUAAUCCCAUUGAUAGGAGGUUUGAAGAUCCUGUUCUCAUGAAAAGUGAUGGUUUACCGACAUAUCAUUUUGCCAAUGUCGUUGACGAUCAUUUGAUGGAAAUCACACAUGUCAUUAGAGGCGAAGAAUGGGUUGCUUCCACACCUAAGCACAUAGCCUUAUACGACGCAUUUGGUUGGGAUAAACCUAACUUUAUCCAUAUUCCCCUUUUAACAACUGUAGAAGGUAAAAAACUAUCGAAAAGAUCUGGAGAUAUAGAUAUCAUGUCUCUGAAAAAGAAAGGUUAUUUACCCGAAUCAUUGGUCAACUUCAGUGUUUUGUUUGGCUGGAAUCCAAAGAGAAAAUUGGGUGAGAAAACAAGUGAAAUCCAUUCUUUGAGUGAGUUGGAAAAAAUAUGGUCGUUGAGUGGCUUGACUAAAGGUAGUGCAAAAGUUGAUUGGAAAAAACUUGACUAUUUCAACAAACACUACUUGACUGAGAAAUUAAAGGAUGCCAAGUUUUUCCAAUCCUCAGUUAUUGAAUGCCAUACGAGGAUAUGCCGCACAUUGAAUCUAACAGAUCUUGACAUCGAAAACGUUGGUAAGGUAUUAAAGAUGACAUACCCAAGUUUAAUCACCUUGAAUGAUUUUGAUUCUUCAAAAUUCCAUUACUUUUUUAUUAAACCAAGAUAUAAAAGGGAGGAAGUUCAAAAGAUUCUGAAAAUAAAUGAUGAAACUUUACUCAAAAUAUCUAAUGAACUUGUCAAGCGUUCAAAUGACUUGACACACUUGAAUUUUAAUCAGGUAAUUAAAGAGAUCCUGGAAGAGCUGCCGAUGUUGAAGAAGAAAAUACUGUUUCAGGCUCUGAGGUAUGCAUUGAGUGGACCAGAAUCAGGUAUCAAUUUGCCAAUCAUCUUAGAACUCCUUGGUCCGGAAGAAGUCCAAGCAAGGCUCGAUGCAUUCAAUGAUUUCCUUCAUUAA
Pichia kudriavzevii is the source of this 1668-nucleotide messenger RNA. RefSeq lists its product as uncharacterized. The transcript has a single exon. Lineage: Eukaryota; Fungi; Ascomycota; Pichiomycetes; Pichiales; Pichiaceae. The record is from RefSeq and is a predicted model, not a curated record. Gene Ontology annotation, biological process: glutamyl-tRNA aminoacylation. Bases 1 to 1668 code for a protein of 555 amino acids. Gene Ontology annotation, molecular function: glutamate-tRNA ligase activity; tRNA binding; zinc ion binding.